Penicillium antarcticum is the source of this 228-nucleotide messenger RNA. RefSeq lists its product as uncharacterized. The transcript has a single exon. Gene Ontology annotation, molecular function: enzyme regulator activity. Gene Ontology annotation, biological process: regulation of catalytic activity. Bases 1 to 228 code for a protein of 75 amino acids. NCBI's taxonomy places the organism in Eukaryota, Fungi, Ascomycota, Eurotiomycetes, Eurotiales, Aspergillaceae. The record is from RefSeq and is a predicted model, not a curated record.
AUGGCUGCCAUCAAAUUGAUUCAUCACGUGAACUCUCCCACUCCGCUGCCCUCUCCGUUCCUGAGCCUCCUUGUGGCACGAGACAAUUGGGCAAACAAGAAUCGCGGUGUCGUUCUUGUCUUUGCCAUCGUAUUUUUGGUCGUAGUUGGGAUCAUCGCGUUGUUUGCAUACCGCCGGUGGUUGAAGCGAAAGGCCGAGAAGGAGUCUUAUGAGACGACGAGUGAUUGA